AUGGCUGUAAGUGUCGGAAAAGAAAGUAUUAAUCAACGUGUUCUUCGUUUUACCGAUGUUGCUAAAGAACCGCAUGAAAUUGGUAUGCAUAUUAGUGGUUAUGAGAAAAUGCCAUUAGUAUCACUAGAACAAGCAGUUGAACCACUUGUUUCACAGUUACCAGCAAUUGAAACCUAUGCGCAUGCAGCCAAAGAAAAGUGUAAAAAACCAGCUGAUAAUUUGACACGGGAUGAAUCAGCUGCAAUAAUGUUGUAUUCGAUGGCAUGGCAACCAUCUAAUCAAUGUUUGUAUGUUGCUUUAAAUGCUGCUUUACGAUCGACUGAUCCGACAAGACUUAAACCAUGGUUUUUAUAUCUUCGACUCUUUCUAUUCGCUUUAUUUCAUCUUCCUCCGAUUCCCAAAACCACAGUAUUUCGAGGAGUUAAAUUGAAUUUAACAUCGCAAUUUCAAAAGGGCGAAAGAAUCAUUUGGUGGGGCUUCUCUUCAUGUACAACUUCAGUUGGGGUUCUACAAUCAGAAACAUUCUUAGGAAAAACAGGUCCACGAACAAUGUUUGCCAUUGAAUGCCAUUCGGCUAGAGAUAUUCGUAGACAUUCAUAUUAUCCAUCUGAAGAUGAAGUACUUCUAUUGGCUGCUACUGAAUUUCGAGUAAUGAGCAUUCUUGAUCAAGGUCAUGAUCUUUACACCGUUCAAUUGAAAGAAAUUCAAACUGAUACAUUAAUAGCUAUCAAAACACAAGACGAACAAGACGAUGAAAAUGUUGUUGUAACAAAUACUUUUUAUAUAAAAAAUUCUUCACCAUCAACAUUACAACAAGAUCCUGAAGUGCAACGUACUAGAAGAAUUAUUUUCAUUUUACCUCCUGUUUGUCUGGCACUUUCUUUGAUCGGUAUAUCAGCAACAGCUGCUUUUACAUCAAUUGAUGUUGAACAUUUUACGCUAUUCACUCAUCAUUUAGCACUACUUGCUGCAUAUUCUACGUCAAUUUUAUUGUACCCUUUGGGUGUUUUUGCUGCUUAUAAAUAUUCUAAAAUCGGUUUAAAAGUGUUUGCUUGGCUUGGUAUUAUUUACCAGAUUGGCGGUGGUAUUGGUUAUAUAUUGAUUGUUGGUAUUAAUGACGAUGUAGCUUUCGCUAGAAAAAAAGUAUCUAACGAUAAUAAAAAUCAAGGAACUAUGAUUGAUACAUCAACAAGUAUUGCUAUUUUUACUACGAUUCUCAUUACACACAUUAUUUUUUCUUCUAUUAUUGCAAAAAUGUCAUUCAAAUUGGCCAAACUUAUUAAUAAUUACAAAUCUUUAUCUAUGCAAGGAAUUUAA
This is a messenger RNA of Rotaria sp. Silwood1, 1317 nucleotides long. NCBI's taxonomy places the organism in Eukaryota, Metazoa, Rotifera, Eurotatoria, Philodinida, Philodinidae. The record is from the annotation of a GenBank genome assembly.